This is a messenger RNA of Anopheles gambiae (African malaria mosquito), 1881 nucleotides long. RefSeq names its product phosphatidylinositol N-acetylglucosaminyltransferase subunit A (gene PIG-A). The record is from RefSeq and is a predicted model, not a curated record. Bases 156 to 1604 code for a protein of 482 amino acids. Gene Ontology annotation, biological process: GPI anchor biosynthetic process. Gene Ontology annotation, molecular function: phosphatidylinositol N-acetylglucosaminyltransferase activity. NCBI's taxonomy places the organism in Eukaryota, Metazoa, Arthropoda, Insecta, Diptera, Culicidae. Gene Ontology annotation, cellular component: glycosylphosphatidylinositol-N-acetylglucosaminyltransferase (GPI-GnT) complex. The transcript has 6 exons.
AGUACCUGUCCAAUUGGCAAAACUUCAACAUUGACAGCAGAUGGUUUGGAAAAUAGAAAAAAAACCGCACACAAAACACUGCCACAAGCGGAUAUGUGUUACUCCAGAAGGAAGUACACAUUCUACCGGUAAAAGAGACAUAAAAUGCUGCAACGAUGAAAAUAUGCAUGGCGUCGGACUUCUUUUACCCGAACAUGGGUGGAGUGGAGGAGCACAUCUUCAACCUGUCGCAGUGUUUGCUGGCCCGCGGCCACAACGUAAUCGUCAUCACGCACUCGUACGGCGACCGGAAGGGCAUCCGGUACAUGACGAACGGGCUGAAGGUGUACUACGUCCCGAUCAAGGUGUUCUACAAUCAGGUCGUGCUGCCCACCAUGAUCUGCAACAUUCCACUGCUGCGGUACAUACUGCUCCGGGAGCAGAUUGACAUCGUGCACGGCCACUCGGCGUUCAGUACGCUGGCGCACGAAACCAUGAACGUGGCCCAGCUGCUCGGCUUGAGGUCAGUGUUUACGGAUCACAGUUUGUUCGGGUUUGCCGACCUGUCGGCGGUGGUUACAAACAAGUUUUUGGAAAUUUCGCUCGCUAACUGUAACCACUGCGUAUGCGUGUCCCACACGGGUAAAGAAAAUACGGUCCUUCGGGCGAAGGUGCACCAGGACAAGGUGUCGGUGAUACCGAACGCGGUCGAUACGGCUUACUUUACACCGAAUCCCUGCCGACGACCGAACGACGAUGAAACAAUUAAUAUCGUGGUCGUCUCGCGGCUGGUGUACCGGAAAGGCGUCGACCUGCUGGCGGGCAUACUGCCAAAGCUGAAACACCUGCCGCACGUGCACUUCAUCAUCGGUGGCGAUGGGCCGAAACGUGCCCUACUGGAGGAAAUACGCGAACGCAACAACAUGCAGGACCGGGUGGUAAUGCUCGGCGCGCUGGAGCACGCGAAGGUGCGGGACGUGCUGGUCCAGGGCCACAUUUUCCUCAACACCUCCCUCACGGAAGCGUACUGCAUGGCGAUCGUGGAGGCGGCCGCCUGCGGUCUGCAGGUCGUUUCGACCAAGGUGGGCGGCAUUCCCGAGGUCCUUCCGGCCAGCCUUAUCAUCCUCACCGAACCGACCGUCGAUUCGGUGUACCGGGGGUUGCGCGAGGCUAUAAGGCGCGAGAUGGAGAAGAAGCAAAUCACCAGCGCCCGGUACGCGAACGGUUCGAUCGAUGCGCUUGCCCCGACACCGUCCGAAACGUCGUACGCCGGGCUGUGCGCCUUCGAGCGCAACCAAAUCGUCGCCAACCUGUACAACUGGAACAAUGUGACUGAGCGGACGGAAAAGGUGUACCGAACGGCGCUCCGGGAAGCGCCCGCCACGCUCGAGUCGAUGAUGAAAAACGUGCUGAAAAGUGGCGUGUGGCCCUUCGUGCUAGUCAUUGCCCUGUGCCAUCUUAUACUGCGCUUUCUCGACUGGUUUGUGCCGCGCAAGCACAUCGACCUGUGCCAUUCCGAGAAUCCGUUCCUCAGCCCGGACUGCAAGCGCCACCAGCGACGGUCGUCGGAUGAUAAUGCGGCCCUCAUCACGGCGGUACGGCGGAAAAGGGAAAAAUUUUCCUGACGGCAAGCGGCCCUUUGCUCGGUGGACGAAUGAGCUGCUGCCGCAAAGGGCUGCAUCCAAUUGCGUUUUACGCGCACAACUCCCUUGUGGCACUGCGAGAACUUCUGAGUAUUUGAUAAGACUCCGUUUCGUCUUCGUUGUUUGCGUCUGCAAUCUUGUUUUAAGAUGCUUUUUUGUGCGUGUGCUUGUAUACUGCUAGCCAAUUCGAUGAGACUAUUUUUUGGUAUAACAUUAGAUGGGAAAUAUACAUCAAUUAUUGAUUAUAAGUAAGAGUAAA